GAAAUUUAGGUUUCUAUCAUCCGUGGACCGAGUGGAGUGCGUGCUUUACGAUUGGUAAUAAAGAAAUGAAAGCAAGAAAUCGAACCUGCUCAACCGAAGACCAAUGUCGUCAUUUGGGUGAAAAUGUACAGCAUGAGGAGUGCAAGCGUAUUGUUGACGACGAUGAUGAUGGUAGGUAUAUGAAUCAUCAAUUGCGAAAAAGAAAGAUUCCGUUUGACCAUCAUAAUUAGCCUCAACCCGUCUUGUCUGUUUGCGGGUUCUCGGCAUUGUCCUAGUGCAAAUGCCAUGUUUGCAUGGCAUUUAAAAUUCUCAAAGGCAAAACUGCAUGCCCAGCAUGCCAUUUUUUGAGAACUUUAUUAACUCUGCGAUAUGGCGGGUCUACACUAUUUUCUAGUUUUUUCUGCGUUUUCAUUCCACUAUUCCAGGUCGGAAUUUUUAUGCUGAUCAUGAUGCCAUUGCCAUAUGAAAUCGCCAGACGUGUAGUUAUGUAAACACCUGCAUGCGAUUGACUGUAAUUUCAAUGCGACAUCACAGAAACUGCGUCAUAUUGUAAAAAUUUCAAUUCUGCUUGAAGUUCAUCAAAACUCACUGCGUAUUUUUUAGCUAAAUGAUCAUCUUCAAGAGCGAAUUAACGGUAUAAUUGCAAUUCAUUUUAUUUUGCAAACACUAUUAAAUUAAAAUUAAAAUUUUGUUUCGGGGGCAAAAUUUUGAUAAUUGAGGAAAAAUCUAGGGUAUUUUUGGGAAAUUUAGGUAUGAGGGGAAAAAUUUGCAAUAUUUUGUUUAAAAAAUGUAUGCCCGGAAAACGUUUUUGUUACUAUGUCCCAAAAAAAUUUUUUCUGCCCCUUUUUUGUAUAUGUCCGAAAAAUUUUUUGGUAUGUGUCCGAAAAAAAUUGGCGACGGGGGGGAGGAAAUGUUAAUUACGAAAAAGAUCAGGUGAAAUUUAGCCCCACCAAAAUAAAAUAUGUUCCGCCGCCGUUGGUUUAAAUAAGUUUUAUUUGAUUUAGCAACAUAUUUUCUCAUGAAUUUUCCGAAAUUUAGGUUUCUAUCAUCCGUGGACCGAGUGGAGUGCGUGCUUUACGAUUGGUAAUAAAGAAAUGAAAGCAAGAAAUCGAACCUGCUCAACCGAAGACCAAUGUCGUCAUUUAGGUGAAAAUGUACAGCAUGAGAAGUGCAAGCGUAUUGCUGACGACGAUGAUGAUGGUAGGUAUAUGAAUCAUCAAUUGCGAAAAAGAAAGAUUCCGUUUGACCAUCAUAAUUAGCCUCGACCCGUCUUGUCUGUUUGCGGGUUCUCGGCAUUGUCCUAGUGCAAAUGCCAUGUUUGCAUGGCAUUUAAAAUUCUCAAAGGCAAAACUGCAUGCCCAGCAUGCCAUUUUUUGAGAACUUUAUUAACUCUGCGAUAUGGCGCGUCUACACUAUUUUCUAGUUUUUUCUGCGUUUUCAUUCCACUAUUCCAGGCCGGAAUUUUUAUGCUGAUCGUGAUGCCAUGGCCAUAUGAAAUCGCCAGACGUGUAGUUGUGUAAACACCUGCAUGCGAUUGACUGUAAUUUCAAUGCGACAUCACAGAAACUGCGUCAAAUUGUAAAAAUUUCAAUUCUGCUUGAAGUUUAUCAAAACUCACUGCGUAUUUUUUAGCUAAAUGAUCAUCUUCAAGAGCGAAUUAACGGUAUAAUUGCAAUUCAUUUUAUUUUGCAAACACUAUUAAAUUAAAAGUGGUAGGGUUGCAACUUCCGGAAAUAUAACUUACAAGGAGAAAUUCGACUUUUCAAGCGGGAAGUUAGGAACCCUUUGUCGGGAAGUUAGUGAACCUUCGCUCGAACGUCGAUUGACCUGCGCUCGAAAAGUUUUUCAGGCUGUGAGUUGCAUCCCUACCAACGAAAGCUUGUAAUAUCCAAUGUUCUUUAAAUAUACACCAUAACUGUGAUAAACAUUUAAAUUUAAUUUAAUUGAUGCUGACUUAAUUUAUGCCAACCAAUAGCAGAAUUGUUGCUAUAGAGACAAAGGUCAUUCGAUUUAUAGCUCGAACACGAUACGACUCACAAGCUCGAACACGAUACGAUUUAUAGUUUUUUGUAUAGAGUUUUACGUUCAUAUUUUAUACCAAAUGUUCAAGAAAGUAUAGAAAUAAAUACGAUAUUCAAUACAUGGCGCCCAACUUGAAAAAGCCCGUUCAGUUUAACGAUUAAAACAACGAUUAAAGCCGAGGAAUAAACGCGAUUGCAACGAAAAUUAUCGACAGACGAGAAGCAUUGUUUAUACAACGAGAUUUAUAUCGAUCAAUAGUAACAACGAUUUUCAACGAUGUCAACAGAAACCGAAGAGAAAUUGAAACUUAAACGAUUACAAAUGAGACGACAGGGUUAUCGAGCAUUCGUGAUACGAUUAGUUAAAGAAAUUGAUGAAAUUUGUGAAGCAGAAAGCCACGAUUACGAAAGAAUUCAAGUCAUAGAUCAACACUUACAAGAUAAACUAAAAUUACUCAACGAAUUAAACGAAAGCAUCUUAUUACUUUGCGAUGUCGAAGAAAUAACACACGAAAUCGAGGAAUCAGAAGAGAUAAACGACCGAAUCCUAUCUAAACGAAAGAAAAUAGAAACGAUCUUAAAAAAAUGGCGACAAAGUUCAUAG
Paramuricea clavata is the source of this 2625-nucleotide messenger RNA. NCBI's taxonomy places the organism in Eukaryota, Metazoa, Cnidaria, Anthozoa, Malacalcyonacea, Plexauridae. The record is from the annotation of a GenBank genome assembly.